Nerophis ophidion (straightnose pipefish) is the source of this 2945-nucleotide messenger RNA. RefSeq names its product bMERB domain-containing protein 1-like. The record is from RefSeq and is a predicted model, not a curated record. NCBI's taxonomy places the organism in Eukaryota, Metazoa, Chordata, Actinopteri, Syngnathiformes, Syngnathidae. Bases 148 to 723 code for a protein of 191 amino acids. The transcript is spliced from 6 exons.
GGCAAUGACUCACUGGAAUGCCGCAUCACACUUUUUGUUGUUUUGAUGUGAUAUUUCUUUUUCAAUUUUUUAUUUUUUUUUCUUGUGGGGUUCCUGCUUUUCUGCAUCUGCACCCUGCACAGAGAGGAGGAGAGAGCAGCAGCCGGAAUGAUGGAGAUGAAGAGAGAAUCUUUCCAUCAGUAUGGAUCCCUGGAGCGCACGCCGUGGAGCAGAGACAACAACAAAGCAGAGGACGAUGUGGUGUCCAUGGCAGACUCCAGCCUCACUGCAGACGAUAUCGAGGGCGAACUCUUCAAGAUCGAGAGGAUUAGAGACGUUCUGGUCCGCAGGGAGUCAGAGCUCAGAUACAUGAUGGAUGACAUUCAGCUGUGCAAGGAGAUAACUCGACUCAAAAAGGAGCUGCACAAAUUAGUGUCCCUGCCAGAUAAGGACAAGUCCAACGAGGACCGGCAAAAGGAAGAGGAACUUCUGCAGCAAAUUCACAAACUGGUGGAAACCAGAGAUUUCCUUGUGGAUGAUGUCGAGUUUGAAAGACUCAGGGAGAAGGAGGAAGAUAAGGAAAUGGCUGACUUUCUGAGGUCGAAAUUUCCAAGACACCUGCAGAAAACAGGUGUGCCAACAAGGCGAGUCGCACCCAGGGCCCAGCAGAACUCCUCUCCCUUCGCCAAAACGGGCCUCACCCUGCUGAAGGAGUGCUGCGGCUUCACGUGCUCCGUCAUGUAGCUUCCCUUCUUGCCAGUUUAAACGUCCGCAUAUAAGAGCUCCAUUUCAAGUCCAAGUGUAAAAAGAAGCCAACGGAAUCAUAUCCCUCAGCGUGUUAAGUUGUCUGUAGAAUGGAUUCCGUGAGGUUGUCCGGCGGGCCGCCGGCUCACACGCUUCUUGUGACCAAUCAAACUACAGAUACACAUCUGUGUUGCCAAGAAGAAUAGUUUCCAUGGCAACCUCAUGUAACCCCCCCCCCCCCAUACCGUUACAAUGUAGAGAUUCACAGGAUGAUACUGUGUGUAUGUGUGCAUGCAGGGAAUGAUAUUGCGCUUAUCUGUUUGGUUAUGUUUUGAGGUUUGAAAAAAAACCAAAAAGUACUGCUAUUACUGACCCAUACUACAGUACAUCUGAUCUUGUAUUUACCUCAUAAAUGCUUUGGCUCACCAUUAUUUGUAGAAAACAGGCAUGUACAUCCACGCUUGCGUAGCUCAUGUUAUUGGCCUUUUUUGUUAAAGGCCUACUGAAACCGACCACGCAGUCUGAUAGUUUAUAUACCAAUGAUCAAAUAUUAACAUUGCAACACAUGCCAAUACGGCCUUUUUAGCUUACUAAAUUGCAAUUUUAAAUUUGGCGCGGAGUAUCCUGUUGAAAACAUUGCGGGAUGAUGACGCGAUGAUGAAGGGACAUAUUAUCCCAGCACCACUUACGGCUAAAAGUCAUCUCUUUUCAUCGCGCAAUUACACAGUAUUUUGGACAUCUGUGUUGCUGAAUAUUUUGCAAUUUGUUCAAUUAAUAAUGGAGAAGUCAAAGUAGAAAGAUGGAGGUGGGAAGCUUUUAGCCUUUAGCCACACAAACACACGGUGAUUCCUUGUUUAAAAUUCCCGGAGGUGAAGCUUUACUAUGGAUCAGAGCGGUCAAGCGAACAUGGAUCCCGACUACAUGUGGAAAUUGUGGAAAUAAGUCGCCUCUUACAUAGGGUCGGGUAUCAAGUAUCGAUUGGAACCGGGACUAACUUUCCGAUUCUCCCAGAAUCGUUCAAAAGUUUAAAUUUCGAACACCAACGAAGAAGCGCCCACCGCCGGAAGUGUUAGCAUAGCCGAGCCUAUGUAGCCGAGCGAGUCAGUCAAACAUGGAUAGCGGGCGUCGACGGUCAAAAGUGUGGCUUUAUUUUGCUGGAAAAAAAAUGAAAUAUCGGCGAAAUGUAACACGUGCGACAGCACUGUUUCGUGCUUAGGAGGGUGCACGUCGAACAUGAUGAAGCACCUCCGAGUUCAUGGAGUACAAAUAAAUGCGUGUCCCGUCUUCGACAGGUGACACUAUCUGUCCAGAAGGCUCUAGCAUCCUGCCAGAGAAGGCGGGUAUGGUCAUUUUCCUAAACAAGAACUGUCUCUGAUUUUAUACUGUACCUGCUGCUAAUCAGGACUGGGUUUUGCAAGUUGUUUCUUAUUGUUUAUUUGCUUUUCUGCACCAGGUUAGCCCAUCAGUGGGAGCACGGUAACAUGUUUAAGUACCUGCAGUAUCAUACACUUGCGUGUGUAAAUGUGUUUUCAUGAGGUUUUCAAAAAAAAAGCUCUCUUGAUGAAAGUGUACCCCUGUAAAAAUGUAUUCAUCCAUCCAUCCAUCAUCCUCCGCUUAUCCGAGGUCGGGUCGCGGGGGCAGCAGCCUAAGCAGGGAAGCCCAGACUUCCCUAUCUCCAGCCACUUCGUCUAGCUCUUCCCGGGGGAUCCCGAGGCGUUCCCAGGCCAGCCGGGAGACAUAGUCUUCCCAACGUGUCCUGGGUCUUCCCCGUGGCCUCCUACCAGCUGGACGUGCCCUAAACACAUCCCUAGGGAGGCGUUCGGGUGGCAAAUGUAUUCAUAAUUUAUAAUAUUUAUAUUGAAGUUCAUAGAUUUGAUGUUUGCAUGCUAGUUGAAAACAACCCUGUGUGGAAUUUAUAGUAAAGUUCAUAAAAAGUUCAAAAAGUUAAUAGAAUGAAAAUUGAUGGAGAAUGUCAGACUAUUUCAUUCAGAAAGACUGUAGGUUAGUUAGCUCAUUUAAAAUAUCCUAAAAAAAUAUUUUAACCGUGCCUUUUUUUUUUCUUCUUUUUUUUAAAGAAAGAAUCGAGAAUCGUCAGGAAUCGGAUUCGAAACAAAGAAUCGGAUUCGAAAUCGUUCGAAUUCAAACGAUACCCAACCCUACUCUUACCGGAGAUAAGCGGAGCCAGCGUCCUCCUGCAGCUGCCGUGACUUCUCUCAGAGAGU